AUGGCCAAGACCAAUCAGACGGAUCCUGCACAGUGCAAGAAGAGUAUUUACCGAGACUACACUAAGGAAGAAGUCAGCGAAAGUGAGCUCGUAACUAAGAAAGCCGGUAUCAGAAACGAAACCCUUCCAAAAUCAAAAGCAAAGAAGUCAAGGAACGAAGCUGCUUCUCUAAUAGCCCCGUUGAAUAGGAGGGCGAAGGCUUUUUCGAACCGAUCUAUAUGGAAGGGCAGUUUUGUUGAUGCUUUCCUGUUUAGAAUAAAGAAGAACAGAGAAAGUCUGAUGAGCAGGAAAAUUUGGUCACGUAGAUCUUCUAUUUCGCCGGAAUUCGUUGAUUGCUCCGUACUCAUUUACAAUGGAAAAACUCCUGUUCGUUGUAAGAUCACUGAAGGAAAGGUUGGUCAUAAAUUUGGAGAGUUUGCUUUUACACGGAGACGAAGACCCUAUAGAACAAAUAGAGGAAAGGGCAGAAAGGGGCAAAAGUAAAGUCUAAGCGACAUAUGGCACGAAAAGGAAAUCCAAUUUCGGUAAUCCGAAUCCCAUAUAGCUCUUUUCUUCAUACUCGACCAGCCCUAGGUUGGGGAUAAUGAUUUUUUCAAAUCUUGUUGGGAGAUGCUUCGCUCCGAGUCCGACUGGGACGGAAUGGGGGACCCAGGCCCUUCAAUGCCUCCCUCCGGAUCCACUAACUCGGAAGAAGAGCUAUUCAAUUUCUGGCUGACUGUGACUCUGCAUCCCGGGAGCAGACCGCUCCCCCGGAAGCUGUGGUCAGUCAAGAGCGGCAUCCGAAUCCCGCUCCAAUCCCUCCAGCGCAGGUUCCCGCUCCAAUGCCUGGAGCGGCAGCGGAAGCAGAACAGAACCCUCCUUCUUUUGAUUGGGAGGGACGACCUCUCUCUCUUUGAGAGGAAAGUUCUCUACAAAAGGCCCACGCCUGUCACGCCCAGAUUCUGGACACAUUGCGUGAUAUUACUCUGAAGAAUGGAGAGGAGCUCCGUGAAGAAGACUAUCGCACCAUGCUUGAUUUCAUGUUGAGCCGACUCCAGUCCGACGUCAAUCCCCGGGCGCUGAAGGAGCUCCUGAACAGACUCCAAAACGGUCGGGCACGAUCUCAAACUUCUAGGGCUAGGGCGGCAAGGAGAUUCCUCGACGAGGACUAGUGAGGCUAUAGUACUGACUAUGCAUAGGACUACAAAGGUGAAAAGACAGGAUGUAUUCCGACGAAAUGCCUUGGAUGUGAUCGGCAAGAGAAAGAUGGAAUUUGGUAUAAGGAAGGAAAUCAAACGCGUUGUUUGAGAAGGAAAAAGGGUAACUAGAGAAAAAAGAAAAAUAGGCUCUCCCUGGACUCUACGCAGGACUUCUUUCUAAGCCUCACAUAAUUUGAAUUUCUCUGACAUUCCAUGUUUCCGAAACGGAUCCUAUAAAAUAUUUCACUUUUUCUA
Messenger RNA from Panicum hallii, 1433 nucleotides. RefSeq names its product ribosomal protein S19, mitochondrial-like. Lineage: Eukaryota; Viridiplantae; Streptophyta; Magnoliopsida; Poales; Poaceae. Gene Ontology annotation, cellular component: ribosome; cytosolic small ribosomal subunit. The transcript has 3 exons. Gene Ontology annotation, biological process: ribosomal small subunit assembly; translation. The record is from RefSeq and is a predicted model, not a curated record. Gene Ontology annotation, molecular function: RNA binding; structural constituent of ribosome. The coding region runs from base 1 to 483 and encodes 160 amino acids.